UCUGUGUAUCUCUGUUCCUUACUCUCUCACAGUUUCUGUCUAAGCCUUGCAACCUCUCUCUCACUCUUACUCUUUCUUUCUCCCUCCCACUCUCUUACUGUCUCUGUGUACGUGUCUGCUCACUCUCUCUCCUUCACUCUCUCAUACCAGCUGGUGAUUUUGGGACCGUCUGCCACAUGACUGAGUGAAGAGGCUGAGUUAAAAAAGAUAUUCUCAAAAUUGUUCCAAAAUGUCUUCUUUCGGCCAAGAAGGAGAGUUUUACUCAUCCAACUACUAUGAAAACCAAAGUUCUGGAUAUAACAUGGACACUCAAGGCUUUGGCCAGGAUCCUCAGUUCGGUCAGUUUGUCUACAGCCAGACCACCACCACAGAAUACAUCACGACCAACAGUCAAGAUCCCUAUUUUGGUUCUAUUAUGACACCGGAACCGACCGUGUACCAGACUACAGCACCAGACAGUUUUGAGGAUGAGCCACCACUAAUGGAAGAACUGGGCAUUAACUUUGACCACAUCACACAAAAGACAAUGGCCGUAUUGAACCCGUUACAAGAUGCUGACCACAACAUAAUGAAGGACACUGAUCUGGCUGGACCUUUAGUAUUCUGCGUUGCUUUCGGUGCUGCUUUGAUGCUGUCUGGCAAACUGCAUUUCGGUUACAUCUAUGGAAUCGGCGUUGUCGGGUGUCUGGCCAUGUAUGGUCUGUUGAACUUAAUGAGUAUCACUGGGGUUUCGUCUGGAUGUACAAUAAGUGUGUUAGGCUAUUGUCUAUUACCAAUGGUGAUCCUAUCAUCCAUAUCUAUCAUGAUCUCUUUGAAGGGAGCCCUUGGUAUAUUCCUAACUGUCAUGGCAGUUUUCUGGUGUAGUUUCUCGGCCUCAAAGCUGUUUGUCUCUGCCCUAGCAAUGGAUCACCAGCAGCUCCUUGUUGCCUAUCCAUGUGCUCUAGUCUACGGAGUAUUUGCCCUUCUCACAGUAUUUUAAUCUAAAGUUCCUGGACAUUUUGGUACCUGUUUUGAUUAGAUCCCAUCUCUCACUCUGCUCCCUGCCUUGCACUCUUCCCUGAAGCCUCAUCUAAAGUUUUAACCUUGCAAUUCUAACCCUUUUCUCUGCUGCUAUCUGAAGUGCAAACCGUUUGGAUAUGAAUCUGUCUGUAUAUUCAACAAGAGCUGGUUUAUUUCUGUUUCUGGAUUGAAGCAUGAGGCCCUGCAUUUAGACUGAAGAGAGGCCAUAACAAUGCACUGUGCUCUUACCAGGGGUCUCAAAAGAAGGACUAUUAUUCAAAGCUUAUUUAAAGACUCUCAUUCCAUUCAAUGGUUUCUUUUCUGUUGAAAUGGUGAACAAACUUUCCUGACUUCAACUGAACUUCAACCAGAUAUUUCAUGUCAAAUAACUUUCUCACAAACUUUUUUCUUUCAUUAAAAUGAAACUAGU
This is a messenger RNA of Octopus sinensis (East Asian common octopus), 1429 nucleotides long. Its product is annotated as protein YIPF5. The transcript is spliced from 3 exons. NCBI's taxonomy places the organism in Eukaryota, Metazoa, Mollusca, Cephalopoda, Octopoda, Octopodidae. The record is from RefSeq and is a predicted model, not a curated record. Gene Ontology annotation, cellular component: trans-Golgi network; membrane. Gene Ontology annotation, biological process: endoplasmic reticulum to Golgi vesicle-mediated transport; vesicle fusion with Golgi apparatus. Bases 230 to 979 code for a protein of 249 amino acids.